This is a messenger RNA of Ruditapes philippinarum (Manila clam), 4026 nucleotides long. RefSeq names its product protocadherin-11 X-linked-like. Gene Ontology annotation, cellular component: plasma membrane. Gene Ontology annotation, molecular function: calcium ion binding. The transcript is spliced from 5 exons. The record is from RefSeq and is a predicted model, not a curated record. NCBI's taxonomy places the organism in Eukaryota, Metazoa, Mollusca, Bivalvia, Venerida, Veneridae. Gene Ontology annotation, biological process: homophilic cell-cell adhesion. The coding region runs from base 372 to 4019 and encodes 1215 amino acids.
GGUGGUCUAAUUGACUGUCCUGUUAUAUGAUUGGCUGUUUGUCAGUUGGGGCGGGACUAUAGAAAUGAUUGACACCCAAUUAUCAAACAAGUGUAGGAGAAUUAGAAAUCUGUCAUAAUACCGUACACAUGUUUGAAAAUAAGAAGUAUCUAAAAAAUUAUUAAAGCGUAAAAACAUACAAAUGAUGGACUUAAGUGUUACAUAUUUUUAUUUAUCAUUUUGUUAAGGAAGUAGAUUUAUAUCAGAAGAAUUGAGUAUUGAGAGUGCAACAGACAGCAGUUAGGACGUGGACAUGACACACAGUAAACAAAGUUGAUUUAUUUUUCGAGAGGAGCUCUUAAAUUUAAAUUUGAAAAAUCUACAAGGCAAAGAUGGAGAAUUCAUUUGGAUAUAUAUUUGUUACAUAUGUGUUUUUUUCAUGUAAUUUACUACAAUAUUCUGAAGCUGUGACAUACACAAUUACUGAAGAAGGUGUGUCAAAUGAAUAUAUUGGUAACAUUGCUGUUGAUUUUAAUUUUACUGUUCAUAUAAAUGAUGGGAAAUUAUUGCGAUUUAGUUUCUUAAAUCAAGAGCAACAUCAUGUUGCGUAUUUCAACAUUUCGGAAAAUACUGGUGAUUUACGGACAGUGGGAGUACUUGAUCGAGAAAACGUGUGUAAUGGUCCUGCGCAGUGUUCAGUCAUUUUAGAAAUCGCAGUUACAGCAACCAAAAGUUCAUUUUUUGACAAAGUAAAACUUAACAUAACUAUUGAGGACAUAAAUGAUCAUGCACCUAAAUUCACAAAACCAUUUGAAACCAUUUCAUUUUCUGAAGACGCUAACAUCGGCGCUUCGUUCACAAUUGACGGAGCUAUUGAUCCAGAUAGCUCAAAGUUUGCAGUGAAAUCUUAUAACAUCACACCGACUGGUUUACCAUUUAUACCAAAAUUAAUAAAAAAUCUCGACGGAACAGCCAGUGUUCAGAUCAUAGUCAAUGAUGAUCUCGACAGAGAAAACACUGACCAUUACAAAAUUCAACUCAUUGCGGAAGAUGGCGCAAUCCCGCCAAGGACCGGAAGUAUUCCCAUUAACAUUACAAUCACAGAUGUUAAUGACAAUUUUCCAGAAUUCACUAACAAAAUGUACAAUGCCUCAGUCGAGGAAGAUAUUUCAAUAAAUUCUACGAUUUUGCAUGUUACUGCAAAUGAUAGGGAUAUCGGAGACAAUGGAAAAAUCAUUUACAGUUUUGCUGCCCAUCAGCCCCAGGACAUUGAGCCAUUGUUCUCAAUUAAUUCUAUUACUGGCGAAAUCAAAACGAUUGGAAAAUUGAUAUACAGUCCUGGACAUCAGUAUCAAAUAAUUGUGGAAGCUAGGGACACUGGUCUGCCGCCAAAAGUAACGCAGGCCUUAGUAUAUAUACAGGUUCAAGAUGUCAACAACAACGCACCAAAGAUAAAGCUGAACUUACUAUCAUCGUCAAACUUUGCAAAAGUUUCAGAGCAUGCUGACAUUGGAGCAGUAGUUGCUUUGAUUGGGGUAACAGACGAUGACGUUGGCUGGAAUGGAAUAACAAACUGUACAAUAGAAAGUGACUCAUUUGCACUGCAGAAGUCAGAUAUUAACGAGUAUACCGUAGUUGUUACAAAGCCACUCGAUCGUGAAACAAGGGCUGUAUACAACAUCAGUGUAUUCUGUGAGGACCUUGGAACUCCGCCUAUAAACUCCACAAGCUCUUUUAAUAUAUCUGUUGUAGAUGAAAAUGACCAUGUUCCUAUCUUUUCAACUCAGAAUUAUAAAGCUAAGAUCAAUGAAAACAACAAUUAUGGGGAUGUUAUUUUAACUGUGUCUGCUUUUGAUGCAGAUGUUGGCAAUAAUGCUAAAAUUCAUUAUGAACUGAGGAGUGACUCUUGGACUGAUUUCAUCAUAGAACCAAGUGAUGGAACAAUUCGUGCAAUGAAACCAUUUGACAGAGAGGAACAAAGUCAGUAUGAAUUUUUCGUACUUGCGAUAGAUGGCGGCGAAGAGCCACAUACCUCGACAGCUACGGUUAUCUUGACAAUCAUUGAUGAAAAUGACAACAGACCAAAUUUUGAGCUGGCACAUUAUGAUUUCAAAGUUCCGGAAAAUCAUCCCGAGGAAAAAGUUGUUGGACAAGUUGUGGCCAAGGACAGAGAUGCUGAAAAUAAUGGAAUUGUGACUUACACUAUUGCUGAAAAUUUCAAUAUGGUUUUGCCAUUUAAACUUGAUCCUAAUGGAUUCUUAAAGACUAAAAAACCACUUGAUCGUGAACAGGUGGAACGUUACGACUUCAGAGUUAUUGCAACUGAUCAAGGGUCACCUAAUAGAUUGAGCUCCUCUGUUAACGUAAGUGUAUUUGUUACUGACACAAAUGAUAACGCACCUUUCUUUAAUUCACCAAAACAAUCCGGACAAGUAAUUUACAUAUCAGUGACAACUCCUGUAAACACGCCACUUUAUCUAAUCAAGGCUGAUGACUUGGAUGAUGGGAGAAAUAAAGAAUUGACAUACACAAUCGAGGACAGAAAUGAUACACAUAUUUUUGAUAUCAACGACAUGGGUCAAGUACUUGUUGCAAGGCCGAUGGAAAAGGGGGAGGUAAAUUUAUACAUGAUUGAGAUAGUAGUGUAUGAUAAUGGAAAUCCUCAAAAUUACGCAAAAACUAGGUUGAUGAUGGCAGUAACGGUGGAUAACAAUACAACCAUGCCUCCGGUUAAAGAAGGUCUACACAGCCAGAACUUGCUGAUUGCCCUAACUGUUGUUAUCGUUACAGUCGUUUUGGCGGCAACAAUCGUUGUCACAAUUUGUGUGAUUCGUAGAAUGGAUAAGAAAAAACGUGAAUUCUUCGGCAACGAUUCUAAUAGUGAUCAUUCAUCAGAAGCAGAAGUUGUUCCUGGCAUGGCAGGCGAUGGACAGAAGGAUUUUUACUCUGGACCAAACACCACUUCAAACUUGGCACCAGUUGUUUCACACAUGUCUUUGGACAGAAAUUCCAUCACCAAAGAUUACAUCUAUAAACCUAGAAUGAAUACACCAACUCCUUCUAUGACGUCUGCUGUUGACCCAACAGACGUUGACAUGCAGAUCCAUGGUAACCCACUGUCACAUGACAACAGUGCACCAACCGUAAACAGGCUAGCAUCGCUACGCUUACAUCAGGCUCUUAUACAGUCACAUGACAAACAAUGGACCAAUCAGAAUAAUACUGAUCAGAACAAUGACAUGUAUUUAUCAAGGCCAGGAGCCGAGGACACUCAUAGUCAACUCUCUGAGGAUGGCGAUAGUGGGAGGGGCGGGUCUGUUAGUGACGGUCACAUGGGAAUCUCGCAAGAUGCAGAUGAUUUAAGAAUUAUGCAGCUACAGAACAUUGUUCGUCAGAGUGGAAGACGAGGCACCCCACCACACUUACAUCGUCAAGAUUAUGACAAUAAUAAAUAUCCGCAGAAACCUUCAAAUCUUACACCAAGAGAAAACCCAUCUAAUCUUACUCCUAGAGACAAUCAUGUGAACCAGUCAGAUUCAAAUAAUCAUUGUGACCAAUCAUUUGAAAAUAGGAAAUUAAAUCCACCUUACUCUAGAUCAAACACAGACCUUUUUUAUUCAGAAAAUGAUAAAAAUACAAACAAUGAAAGAUAUCCUCCUUACCAGGAAAAUAGUGCACCAACAAAAACAGUGACAUUUUGUACAAAUCCACAAAAAGCAAAGUCAGGUGCUGGUAUACAAAUGGGACUAUCAUCGUUUUCCAGUCAGCAUCAUCCACACAGUUCCAGACACAGGCCAAAUCGGCAACAUUCAUUUGAUACUUUUGACAAUUAUCGGCAUUCACCAAAUUUUUCAAAAUCGGACCAUAGUCGUAUGUAUCCACAUAAUAAUAGACAUUUGGAUGAAACGAUGGAAAGUGUUACGACAGCGUAUGAUGACGAUGAUAAUACAACAACAUCGGGAAGUUAUACCAUAGAUAAUAAUGCUAAUGAAGACUUUAUGGAAUUAAAUGUUGCACAGUUAAAAGAUAUUUUUGUGUAAAUAAAAA